AUGGAAUCCAACAACAGAAGCUUGGCAGCGCAAAAGCAAGGCAGCUUUCCGUACGAAAUAAGCAACCUGAAAUUCAUGGGUACUCUAUCCGACUCUCAAUGGGCGCCCGCAGACCUUCAGCCAGAGCGCCAGCAGUCGUGCACUCCAAUCUUCCACCCAGCUACCGCGAACUUCCAGCCGCAGGCUAUUCAGCCGACCGGCACCGAUGCGCCGCGCUACAAUGAGCCGAGAUCGGUCCCACGCCAGGACCAGCACUAUCUUCAGCAACAAAUUUACGACAUGCGAGCCGCUGAGUUGCAGACCCGUCACAACGCAGAGUACCGUAUGAUGACGCUAGAGAAUGCCACGCGAGAGAAUGCAUGGCAGCACGCCGAUCUCAAGGAGAUUAUCAAGAAGGAUGUUCGGGCUCUGCAGCAGAGGAUCGAUCACAUGGACUCGACUAAUUCUGAGAUCGAAUCCAACAAAGACUACACACAUGGACGUAAGAUCUCCGAAGACAUGUUCAAACACCUUUCGGAUCAAGAGGUCACCAAGGUCUUCAUCGAACUUGCCAAGGAGAAGGAAGCCCAUGCAGCUCGACUUCGCAAGGCUGCGACAGCUUUCUCAAAUCAAGAAGACGAUGAUAUCAUGGGAAACGACAAGUCAGGAGGAAAACUCAAGGCGAUUGAGUAUCAUGAAGCAGGCAUGACGGAGUCAGAAGCUCCGCCUCUUCCGGGAGACGAGGUCGUCGGUUUCGCAUGCUGUGGCACUGCUUUCGGUUCUCUUGAGGAGAUCAAGAGCCACUUCAACAGUGCACAUGCUCUUGCGACUGUCGUAGUCACGGAAUUCGAUGAUCUGCAACCCACUCAGAACAGCUCUGCCCGUCGCGAAAUGUCCCGUCCGCAUCCACAUGCUAUCGAGAUAAAGGCCCCAGAGUCUGCGAAGGCGGCCGAUGAGGAGCCCAAGAAGGAAAAUCUCAAGAAAGAAGAGUUCAAGGAGGACGUUCCCGAGGAAGAGGAGCCCAAAAAGGAGGCUUCGACUCCUGAGGCCGUGAAGCAGGGUCCAAUUGAGAAUACAGCUUCUGCUAAGCAGGCUUGGAUUCCAUACGCAGUGCGUCAAAUGCCUCAACCUCCCUCUGGUAUCCCUGCGUCCAGUGAGACCUUCUCCUUCGAACACAUUCAGGACGUCCUGGAGGGCAAAGAAUGGUCGGACGGAUUCUACUUCAUCACAAAGGACGUCAAGGCGCCAAAGCUUGAGUCUAGAGCCUACUGGAUCCUCGAAGAAGACCACGAGCCAUAUCUUCCCAAGCAGCCCGGAGAGCACGGGGCAAAGCUUACUGCGGUCCUCAACAACUCGCCAGCCGACUCUGGUCAUUUUCCAAUGGCCAAGAACUACUUGAACUGCCCGGUAUUCAUCCGUGCAAAGGGCGAGUCUGAAUAUCGCUACUACGGACAAUACAGCCAGAACCGCUUCUCUGACAAGCUCGAUUAUGACCAUCUCAUGGGUAAGACACGCUCAUCUCUUUUUGCUUGAGAAACUUGCUAAUUCGCGGCAGACGAAGUUCCAGACCACGUCUUGCGUUAUUGGGCAGAUCAGCUUGGUGCCGUCGGCCGCCCUGAAUGGGUGACUCGUGAACUGAUGGUUGCUAUCUUCGACCCUCCCAAGUACCAAGGCGCCGUGCCGACCGACUCCGCUGUCAACACGCCGGAUACUCUCGCCACGGCUGACAACAGCGCCGGAGCUCUUGAGCGCUGCGUCCUCCAGGACCUCGAAAACUAUGCCUGGCAAUUGAAGGACUGGGAGAAGGAUGCCCGCAUCAAGGCCGAGCUCCUCGAUGCCGACGCCAUCUAUAAGAGUUUCACUUACUGCGACAUGGGUUGGCAAACCGGUCUUCGCCUCCACUGGGAGUAUCUCGAAUGCAUCGAAUACUCAAGCAAGUUCGAGAACAUGAUGGUCGGCUUCAAGAAGACCAACAGCAAGUUCAAGGCGAACCUCUUCGGCAUGACCGCUUUCUCUCAGUCCCACGCUACCAUCGCUACCAUCGCAUCGAAGCUCAGCGACCCUGCUGCCGCCGCCAAAGCCAACGCCGCCGCAGCCGAGAAGAACAAGCGGGCCAAGGCGGAGGCGGCCAAGCAAGCAGAAGAACAGGCCAAUAGGCGUACUAUAUUCCACAAACUGGACUUCGACGACGAGACGCGUAAGCCGGUUGCGAACGCUUGGGGUAAUGAUUCCAACGUCGGCCGUACCUCUCGCCCUGCUGCCAAGAAGCCUGCUGCCUCUGUCACUGAGGGCAAGGAUGAGAGCAAGAACGCGUUUGGCAUGGGCGACCUGGCCGAGGCUGCUCGUAUCGCCGACCAGCACAAGCAGAGCACGGGCAAGGUCCUCCCGCCACACCUCCGCGGACGUCCUGGUGGUAAAUAG
Molecule: messenger RNA, 2400 nt
Organism: Lecanosticta acicola
Lineage: Eukaryota; Fungi; Ascomycota; Dothideomycetes; Mycosphaerellales; Mycosphaerellaceae
Source: the annotation of a GenBank genome assembly